This is a messenger RNA of Bubalus bubalis (water buffalo), 3661 nucleotides long. It is a transcript of the gene CAPN13, whose product is annotated as calpain 13. Lineage: Eukaryota; Metazoa; Chordata; Mammalia; Artiodactyla; Bovidae. Gene Ontology annotation, biological process: proteolysis. Gene Ontology annotation, molecular function: calcium-dependent cysteine-type endopeptidase activity; calcium ion binding. Bases 558 to 2735 code for a protein of 725 amino acids. The transcript has 23 exons. Gene Ontology annotation, cellular component: cytoplasm. The record is from RefSeq and is a predicted model, not a curated record.
GAAGGCACUUGGGAUGUGAGAAAGAGGCACCAAGGAAGGGCAUUUCCCUCUUCUCUCAGCCCUUCCUCUGAAGGAAAAGUCCCUGAAGUUAAAACAAAGCAACUGAAUUAUUUGGAAACUUCGGAUGACCACAAAUCAGGCGGCCAAGAAAUCGAAAGCUCGGGACUCCAGGAAGUGAAAUGGGAUCAGGUGGAGACCGGCUUGGGGGAAGAUCUGCAGUUCAAUCCAAUAUCUUCUCUCCAGGUCCCAGGAUAGAGUCACUGUUUAACUAAGGUGGGGCGGUGUCUGCCGUGCCCAUAUAUGGAAGAGCCCAAGGGGAAGAAGCAAGCAGACACCCGGGCAGCCGACCGUCAGCCAACUGUUUCUGCAAAGGAACUGCCACUGUGCAACCACCAGUAUCCUCCAUUACCCUCCAUCCUGCGGAGCGGCUGCAGCCAAGCCGGCGGGACCCACCUAGUCCCAACGUGGCUCCCUGCGGGGGAGUCCUGCUGACCAGGCUGCAUCAAUACACCUGUCUUCAAAACAGGAAAGAUCUGAUACCUCUUCUAAGAAGAAUCAUGGCACACAACCAGCAGUUUCCAGCCAAGACCCCCAUCAUCAAAUUCAAGGAGCAGGACUUUUACUCCUUGCGGGAUCAUUGCCUAAACAGAGGGCUGCUGUUUGAGGAUGAGACAUUCCCUGCCGAGACUUAUUCUAUAGGUCUGCAGCUCCUCAAGGGAAAAAACCUCUCCAACCUAAGCUGGAUGCGGCCAAAGGAUUUAUUGAAGGGUAAGUCAGAGCCUCUCUUCAUCCUGGAAGGUGCAAGCAGAUUCGAUAUCCAACAAGGAGAGGCAGGAGAUUGCUGGUUCCUGGCAGCACUGGGGGCCUUGACACAGAGUCCACAGUAUCUGCAGAAGAUCCUCAUAGACCAAAGCUUUUCAUACCAGUAUGCGGGGAUUUUCCAUUUUCUGUUCUGGCGGUGUGGCCAGUGGGUGGAAGUGGUCAUUGACGAUCGCCUACCUGUCCUGAACAACGAGUACCUCUUUGUCAAACCUCGCAACAAGCGAGAGUUUUGGCCGUGCCUGCUGGAGAAGGCCUACGCCAAGUUUCAUGGGUCCUACGCCAACCUGCACUACGGCUACCUCCCCGAUGCCCUGGUGGACCUCACGGGAGGGGUGGUCACCAACAUCAGCCUGCACUCAUCCUCGUCUGACCUGAUGACGAUGGUGAAGACAGCCGCGGAGGCAGGCUCUCUGAUGACCUGCAGCACCCUGGCCGGGCCCACAAGCGAGUCCAUGACAAUGGCAAAUGGGCUGGUGAGCCGGCAUGCCUACACAGUGACUGGUGCUGAGCAGAUUGAGUACAGGAGGAGCUGGGAGUAUCUUAUCCGCCUGUGGAACCCCUGGGGCAAGAUCGAAUGGAGAGGGCGCUGGAGCGACCGGUCUCCGGAGUGGCAGGAAACCCACGACCAACGGAAAAGCCAGCUGUAUGAGGAUAAGGACAAUGGCGAGUUUUGGAUGUCAUGUCAAGAUUUCCGAGAUAACUUCUUUGGCCUGUUUAUAUGUAACCAAGUUCCAAUCAGCCUGGACCAUGGAAGCACGCCCCAUGAAAGAUGGUCCCAAAUGAUGUUUAAGGACCACUUAAUUCCAGGAAACACUGAAGGAUACCAGAGGGGCAUGCAAUACAUCUUCUCUGUGCCAGACAGCAUGGAAAACAACAAUGUCAUCAUGUCCUUCAACAUUGGGCCACAAAAUUUAAAGGCAAAAGACAGGACAUUUCCACUGAAGUAUGAGGUGUUCAAGGUCGACUAUCAGUUCCAGCACUUCCAAGACAGAUUGCCAUCCACCUUCUUCUCCCAAUUCAGAAUUGCUGAGAAGGGCAUUGUGUCUGAAACCACGUGCAACCUCACAGAGUGCUUCAGUCUGAGCCCCGGGACCUACGUGGUGGUCGUCUCUGAGGGCAGAGAAGCUGUUGAAUUCUUGCUCCGAAUCUUCCUGAAGAUGCCAAACAGUGACAGGAACCUGGACGGCAGUCUCAACCUGAGAGCCCUGCAGGCAAGUCUUCCAGAAAAUGGCUCCCAGCAGAGCACUUUCUACAAGUACGCUCAGCAGGGGCUGGACAUUGAUGCCACGCAGCUUCAGAGCCUUCUCAACCGGGAAUUCCUAAGAGGACCCCCAGGGGAAGCGUUCUCCUUGGAUGAGUGCCGCAGCCUCGUGGCUCUGAUGGAUCUGAAGGUGAACGGGCGACUUGACCAAGAGGAGUUUUCAAGGCUGUGGAGCCGUCUCGUCCACUGCCAGAGUGUUUUCCAGAACUCCCCAAAGAAUGCUGGUGUUUUCCUCAGCUCAGAUUUGUGGAAGGCCAUAAGGGACACAGGUGUUUCUGAUCUCCCGAGGUGGAGGACCACAGCCGUUCCUCCCUGCUCACCAGCUCCCCCACUGUGUCCCAGGCUUCCUCGCAGGGAUCUCCAUCACCAGCGAGCUGCUGGACCUCAUGAAACUCCGGUACAGCGACAGCACUGGCAGGGUCAGCUUCCCCAGCCUGGUCUGCUUACUGAUGCGGCUGGAAGCCAUGGCAAAAGCUUUCCAGAACCUCUCCAAGGAUGGAAAAGGACUCUACCUGACAGAAAUGGAGUGGAUGAACCUGGUGAUGUACAACUGAAGCCAGGAGAAGAACAGGCAUCAGAGCCCAGGAGACUGAUCCAAGAAAAUACUUCUAUGAUUUAUAGCAAAGAGCAUUCUGCCUAUGUUCUCUUCUAGGAGUUUAACAUGAGGGAGUGUUCAAAUCUCAUUGUUUUACAUGUGACUGUCCAGUUUUCCCAGGGCUGCCUGUUGAAGAAUCUGUCUUCUUUCCAUUGUAUAUUCUAGCCUCCUUUGUCAUAGGUUAAUUAACUAUAGUUAUGUGUAUUUACUUCUGGACCCUCAGUUCUGUUCCAUUAUCUAUGUGUCUGUCUUCAUGCCAGUACUGUGCCAUUCUGAUUAUUGUAGCUUUGUAUUAUUGUGUAAAAUCUGGAAAGAUUGUACUUCUAGCUUUGUUCUUUUUCCUCAGCAUUGCUUUAGCAAUUUAAUCUUUCAUGGUUCCAUGUAAGUUUUAGGAUUAUUUGUUAUGCUUCUGUGAAAAAUGUUCUUGGUAGUUUGAUAGGAAUUGCAUUAAAUCUGUAGAUUGUUUUGGGUGGUACGGUCAUUUUAAUAAUGUUAAUUAUUUUAAUACAAGAGCAUGGAAUAUCUUUCCAUUUCUUUGAAUCAUCUUCAAUUUCCUUCAUCUCACCAACAAUUUUCAUUGUCUAUCAUAUUUGUGUUAGCUAUCCUGGAGGGUAUGAAGUGAUAUCUCAUUAAGGUUUUGACUUACAGUUUCCUGAUAGCUUGUGGUAUUGAGUAUCUUUUUGUUGUCUACUGGCCAUUUGUAUAUCUUCUUUUGAGAAAUGUCUAUUCAAAUCCUUUGUUUAAUAUUGGGUUUUUUAUCAUUUUGUUGCUGAGUUGUAAGAUACAGACACACAUUACAUACAUACAUUCUUGUUACCAGUCCCUUAUCAUAUAUGUGAUUUGCAAAAUUUUCUCCCAUCCUGUAGGUUGUCUUUUAAGUUUCUUGAUGGUAUCAUUUUCAGAAUUUUAUCAAGUCUAACUUAUCUGUUUUUCUUUUGUCACUUAACACUUUUGGUAUUAUGUCUAAGAAAUCAUUGCCUAAC